UUUAAUUUUGACCAAUUUCAGACGUGAAAAUGUUGAUUCCAUGAGUUUGAUUGAAUCCUACGAAGAUGGAUAGGAUCGCCCGUAUCCGGAGGAAACAGGAGAACCAUGAAACCCAACCUUGCUCCGAGUUACCAGAGACCGAUGAAAGGAUAAAGAUGGUUAGGUUAGGACGUAUCUUUUUUCCCUACCGGGUUCUUCUUCUGUUCUCCUUCAUCAUCUGUGCCCUUCAGGUUUUCAUGGGAUUUUCUUUCUUCAAUAAUACUAAAGAUGAAGAAAUAAAACUACAUAAUUCCCGAUCAUCCCUGCCCAGUCCAUCUCAAAGUGUAUUAGAUGAUAACUACAAGUGCAAUGUGUCUACAGAAACUAAGAGUGCCUUGAAGAGAGCUAAGACGGAGCAGUGCAGGACGGAGAUCCUAGAUUUAGCUUGUAGAGUUGAGAGUGGAACCUUCUUCCCGUCCUCAUUACCUCGGUACUGUGAUAUUCCAUCUGAUCCAAGUAUAGCUGGGAGAAGGUUGGGUUGCUUCAAGGAUAAUUUCUCUACCCGGAUACUUGAUGGAAACCUGGGGAAACUGAACCAGGAUAACUCUCCAAGUAAUUGUUUAAGGUUCUGCACAAAAUCUGGAUAUAUGUUUGCUGGAACCCAGUUUGGUGUAGAAUGUUUUUGUGGAAACACAUCUCCGAAACCUGAAUUCAAAAUUGUGGAUUCAGCUUGUAACAAAACGUGUUCAGGCGACCAGAGUAAAAAUUGCGGUGGCUACCUAACUAUGGAUAUUUACCACACCGGCCUCCAGCCUCCGAAAGUUACCAACCUAGCCUCGGUUGAAGCCUCCGAAACUCCGGCAAAAGUUGUCUUCCUUCUCACGCUGAACGGACGGGCCCUUAGACAGGUUCUUCGCUUGAUCCGGGUCCUCAACGGACCAGGAUCCUACUUCUACAUCCACAUUGACUCCAGGCAGGAGUAUCUGUACCGGGAGCUGGACGAAUUAUCUAGAACGAUGCCGAAUCUGAAGAUGGUUCGGAGAAGGUUUGCGUCCAUGUGGGGCGGGGUGUCUCUACUCACGAUGCUGCUCUCGUCUAUCCAGGAGCUGUUGGAGAUCCAGGACUGGGAUUGGGACUUUGUAUUGAACCUCUCGGAGUCAGACUAUCCAGUCAAACGGAGAGAGGAACUGUUCCAGUUCUUGUCCUCUAACAAGGACAAGAACUUUCUCAAGUCCCACGGGAGGAACGGACCGUCCUUUAUCAAGAAACAAGGACUGGACAAGACCUUCUUCCAGUGUGAGGAUCACAUGUGGAGGAUUGGAUCCAGGAAUCUUCCAGAAGGGAUCCAGAUAGACGGAGGGUCGGAUUGGAUUUGUCUGAACCGUGAAUUCUCUUCCUACGUAGUAAACUCCGAGGACGAAUUGAUCUCCGGACUCAAACUGGUUUUUAACUUUACUCUGCUUCCUGCUGAGACAUUCUUCCAUACGGCUCUUCAAAACUCAAGAUUCUGUAGCUCUGGAGUGAACAACAACUUGCAUCUGACAAACUGGAGAAGAAAGCUGGGAUGUAAAUGUCAAUAUAAACAUAUCGUGGAUUGGUGUGGGUGCAGUCCUAACGAUUUUAUCAGCGAGGACCAGGAGAAGUUGAAAGCAACCCAACCCCGACAGAUAUUUUUUGCCAGGAAGUUUGAACCAAUAAUCCAUCAUGAGAUUAUAAACUGGGUGGAUGACUGGUUGGAUAUCCAGGUUCCUGGAGAACCAGAGGAGCGGAACCACUACUGGCAAAACCUGUUUCAUCACAAGGACGUGGCGAGCAACCACCCGGAGCAGUUCAUCCUGUUGAUCGAGUUUCUGGCGCGGGAUUACGUUCUUUCUAGUCCUGGUUUGAAGGAGUUUAAACUUCUCCGGGUACUGGAGGUUACUUUGCACAAAUACAAGGAUGAAAUUAAGGAUUUUUUGCUUCUAUCAGAGCUUCAAAAUACUAAAGAUGAAUCCGUCCUUGUUCUGGAAAUAAAAGUUGAUUUACUCGAUGGAAACUUAGACGAAAAUAAACUAGUCUCUUCAAAACCAAAGAUAGUGUCUGUGAGUGUUGGAACGGAUUAUGACCCGAAAGAACGGGUUUUUAGAAAUUUUCUCAGAAACUACGGAUCUAGAAGCGAGAUGUCUCUCCGGGUUGAGUUUGAGCCUGGACAGGAGAAGGAGAGGAUUGAGUUUGGUUGGUUCAAUCCCUUGGGACUCCUUUCUGCUGUUACUCGUGCAAAAACCAAUGAAUCCCAGGGUUUAGAGAAUGUUAUCCCCAACCUGGAUAAACCUCUCCUGCCCGGAGUAUGGACUGUAGUUGGAGUAAACCGGGCGAGAUUGAUUAGCUCCAACCAGUUCUUGAUCCUACCCGGAGCAGAACUGAACCAGACAACUCCGAACACGGAUCCGAUUCAGAGCCAUGUCUCUCAGUACUACAAAAUGGACCCGGAGAAAACAAUUUCUGUUAAAAAUGAUCUGAACACGUUGAACCUGGAGUCUAGGGAUGCCUGGAUGCAAAAAUACUCCGCCGGCUUUUACAAGGUGGAACACGUAUGUAGUCUCCAACCCGGGGCAGGGUUCCAACCCGGGGUAGGGUUCGAACCUUGCGGAGAAACUUCAUGGAGCUCCCGAAAACAGGACUUAUCCAUUCUUAUUUAGAUAUUCCACUGUCAGACAAUAAUACAAAUCAAAUUUGUCAUUUCUGAUCCGAACUUGCAAUGUAUGCUGAUGGCAGCCUUGGACGUUUUUUCGACAAUUAAGUUGAUUCCGUGAUCUUAUGCGGCCUGGAAACUAAUAUUAAAAUCUAAAGAUCGCUCUAAAAGCUUUAAAAAAAUAAUCUUUAAGCUAUAAUAAUGGCCGCCUGCUUAUCAAUUUCUACGAAAGUAAUGCCGCAUAUAGCCAUUAGUCGCUUUGUUCCUUUAUUUCUUUAGUUUUACCACUCAGUUCAUUCAGUACACCAAUUGACUAAAGGCCGAAACUGGUUUAUGUAGUAGCACUUAGCUUUACCGAUCAGAGGCGUAAAUUUUUUAAUUUAGGGCUUGAAAGGGACUUCCCUUUACCAUAAAAAAGCGUCCUAAUGUUGAAGUCCCAGAUUUCAGAAUUAUGUAGAGCUUAAGAUUUAUCAUUACAUAA
Eurytemora carolleeae is the source of this 3131-nucleotide messenger RNA. RefSeq names its product xylosyltransferase oxt (gene oxt). Gene Ontology annotation, molecular function: protein xylosyltransferase activity. Lineage: Eukaryota; Metazoa; Arthropoda; Copepoda; Calanoida; Temoridae. The record is from RefSeq and is a predicted model, not a curated record. The transcript has 12 exons. Gene Ontology annotation, cellular component: membrane. The coding region runs from base 66 to 2657 and encodes 863 amino acids. Gene Ontology annotation, biological process: chondroitin sulfate proteoglycan biosynthetic process; heparan sulfate proteoglycan biosynthetic process.